Molecule: messenger RNA, 3076 nt
Organism: Zerene cesonia (dogface butterfly)
Lineage: Eukaryota; Metazoa; Arthropoda; Insecta; Lepidoptera; Pieridae
Gene: Atg1
Product: serine/threonine-protein kinase unc-51
Exons: 17
Coding region: 258-2615 (785 amino acids)
Biological process (GO): positive regulation of autophagy; axon extension; autophagy
Cellular component (GO): cytoplasm; autophagosome
Molecular function (GO): protein serine/threonine kinase activity; ATP binding
Source: RefSeq, a predicted model, not a curated record
AUCAAACACAACACAACAAAAUAAAAUCACUUUUCUACGUUUUACGUUCAUUGUAUGUUGUGUUUUGGCACAGAAACAAUGACUUGUUAGUGCAUAUUCGCAUAUAGUGAACAUUAUGUGCUUAGAUAUUUCUCGGAAGUGAUUUAGAGCUAGGACCAUAAUGUAGCGCGUAAUCAAGUUCCACAUAAGAGUAUUCCAAAAUUAUAGUAUUGAUCUUUUGUCUUUAACUUCAACAGUGUAUUAUUAAGGAUUUAAAAAUGUCUGUGGUUAAAGGAAAGGCAUUAGUGAAAAUGGAUGUUAUCCAAGUUGGUGAAUAUGAAUUUACAAAACAAGAUAUUAUCGGUCAUGGAGCGUUUGCUAUGGUGUACAAAGGAAGGAAGAGAAAGAACCCAUCACAGUCAGUGGCCGUGAAAGUCGUCACAAAGAAAGGCAUACAGAAAGCAUCAGAGAUCCUGGUGAAGGAAAUCAAAAUUCUUCGCGAGCUGACGGCCCUCCAUCACACGAACCUUGUCGCCAUGCACGACUGUAUGGACAGCACGGCUUAUGUUUAUGUAGUUAUGGAGUAUUGUAAUGGCGGCGACUUGGCAGACUAUCUACAAACAAAUAGGCUUCUCAGCGAGGCCACAAUACGCACCUUCCUUCGGCAACUUGCUGAGGCCAUGCGCGCUAUUCACGCCAAAGGGAUUGUCCAUCGUGAUCUGAAGCCACAGAAUAUUCUACUGACACACAAUGUCGCCCCACCUCGCACACCGCACCCGGAAGAAAUAACCCUCAAAAUUGCUGAUUUUGGAUUUGCUCGAUUCUUAGAAGAAGGAAACAUGGCUGUCACACUUUGCGGAUCUCCUAUGUAUAUGGCGCCCGAAGUUAUAAUGUCCCUAAAAUAUGACGCAAAAGCAGACCUCUGGAGCCUGGGCACGAUCGUGUAUCAAUGCUUAACUGGCAAGGCUCCUUUCCAAGCGACCACGCCACACGAACUUAAGGCUUUCUACGAAAACAGCGUCGAUUUACAGCCCAAGAUGCCAGCCGGAACAAGUCCCGAGCUUUGCAAUUUACUUAUCGGCUUACUGAGACGUAAUGCUCGAGAACGGAUGCCUUUUGAGGUGUUCUUCAACCAUCCAUUCUUACAAAGACCCAGAACAACUUCUAUAACAAGUUUGGACUCGGAUCUGCCUGAUAUAUUGGAGAGCGAUACUGAAGGCCGUCCCGAUACUAACUGUAUCCUAGAGGAGUCUUGGGAGAGCCAGGGGACGGGCUCGAGCGCGGCGGGGGCGGGCGCGCGCGCGCCGCUGUCGCAGCCGCCGCCGCAGCCGCAUCCGCAGCCGAUGCCCACGCCGCAGCCGACGAGGAAGUCGCAGCCUACGUCCUCAGCCGAUUCAUCCGAAGUCGUAUGGGCGGGCGCGGAAGACUUCGUAGUGGUGGAGGCGGACAGCGGCUCCGGCGAGUAUUCCGGCGGCUCGUCGUCCUCCGAGGCGGCGUCCCGGCCGCGCUCGCUGGCCCUCGCCGCGCAUGCGCGCAACACGCCGCACUCGCCGUCACCGCACUCGCCCAACUCGCCGCACUCGCCCCACUCGCCCCACUCGCCCGCGCCGCACGCGCCCUCCCUGGAACACGCUAAUGUGCAGAUGAGGAAUCCAUUGACGGCAGGUUCCAAUGUACCACGAUCACAGCCAAUAGACGUCCUUCGAUCAAACCACAACCGAAAUGCGACCAACAUCGGAUCUCUCUCGCCGCCUACUGUGCCGUUCACAAUGGGGACUCCCCCGUCGACGCGUCGACGCAGUGCCUCCGGGAGCUCCCCGCCGCCCUCGUUGUGGCAGGUCUCGCCAACCAACGCGAGCCCGCACGUGUUGAUGGGUGUCCGUCUGAAAGGCUCCUCGCCACCAGUGCCGCUGGCGCUGAAGGCGAGCGGCUCGUGCUCGCCGAAGCGCGGCGCGCUGCCGGACGCGCUGCUGCGCGCGCUCAAGCUGCCCGCGCACGACCCGCCCGUCUACAUACCCAACCUGCAGGAGGAGACCAUACUGGCCGAGGAGCACAGCAAAGUGUUCUCUCAGCUGAACUUCGUGCUGAUGCUGGCGGAACUGCUGUCCGACCUCGCGGUGUCGUGCGGCGCGCCCAUCGCCGCUCUCAUGGACGCUUCUGAUGAGCGCUGCAACGAGAGCGUGCGGCUCGGCCUGCUGGUGCAGGCGAUGCAGGCGCUGGCGGCCGGCCUGCGCCUCGCCGCCGACUGCUACCGCGAGCGCACGCUGCAGCCCACGCCGCAAGUUCGCAGCGUGGUGUCACUUAUGAAUGGCAAGUACAAGUGGAUAGUAAACGAAUCGCGACGACUACACGAAACGGGAGUGACUCCGGCGGUCUGUGAUAAAAUACUUUACGAACAUGCUAUUGAACUGUGCCAGAUGGCAGCUAUCGAGGAGCUGUUCGGCGACGUGAAGGAGUGCGAGCGGCGCUACAUGUCGGCGCAGGUGCUGCUGCACUCGCUCGUGCAGCGCCAGCCGCUGCACCCGCACCACCGCACCACGCUCUCCAAGUAUCGGGAUGCAGUACAGAGGCGGCUCAAUUGCCUCAAAGGGCCGCGCAAGAUAAUGGACGUAAAACUAGAGGCUGGGAUCUCAUAAUGCAAUAAGCUAUCAACAUGUAGAGUUAAGUACACUAUACAAGAUGAGAAGUGAUUUUAUUUUGUCUUUAUAAAUGACUUGAAGUGAUAAAAAAAUAUUUAAAAAUGUGUAAAAAUAAAAAAGUGAAUGACUUCAACAAAAUCAUAUAAACACAAAUGUUGUAGUAAAGAAGAUUACCAGAGAUUGCAAUAGUAAGUUAUAUAUUUUUUUAACAGUAUGUAGGUUUUCUUUUAAGUAGGGACUGUAGAUCUCUAGAACAUCUUAGUGCAAAUGAAUAGUACAGCUUAAACUUUCAUAGAUAAGUAGAUAAAUAUGUAGAUGUGUCAUUAUAAUAAUAAUGGUUGUACUUUCAUAUUAUGGUUUGUAACUUUAGUACAAGAAAUUUACGACAUGUCCAGUCAGCUCCGCUUACAUAUACAGAAUGCUGUUACAAGAUGAUUUAUAUAAUUUUUAGAAAUUGA